ACACUCGUUUUUUGACAUUUAGUUAAUACCACAUUCUUUAAUACUUAAUAAUGUCUUCCAUCAUCCGCAACGCUCUCGCGCUCAGCGCUAUCGCCGCCGUCGCCGUCGCUCAAGGCCCUGCCCCCAAGCUCGACGCUCCCUGCGCUGAUGCCGUUAUCUUCAUGGCCCGCGGUAACAAUGCGCCGUACCAGGACUACCGCACCUUCCCCUUUGUCGACGCUACGUGCGGCAAGCUGAGGGCUGAGGGCAAGACCUGCGACUUCAUCGAGGUUGUGUUCGAGACCAUGAUGAACGGCGACUUCUGCACUCAGAUUGCUACGGGAGUCCGCAACGGUCAAGCCCAGAUCACCGCUUUCAACAAGAAGUGCCCUUGCACGCACAUCAUCCUCAACGGCUUCUCUCAGGGCGCCUGGAUUACCGGAGAUAUCCUUGCUGGACCUGGUGGAUGCUCCCAGAUCACUACCGGUCUGGACAGAAGCUCGGCUCCUGGUAAUGCUAUUGCUGCUGCUCUCCUCUGGGGCGAUGUCAUGCACGUAGCCAACCAGCCAUACAACGUCCUCGACGGCGCGAGUCUGCAGAAGGACGGCCGCAGCUCCGACUCCCUCGCGCGCCUGAACACCUACGCACCUAUCCUGCGCUCUUACUGCGCUAAGGGAGACCCAAUUUGCGCCAACGGCGACGAUGUCAGCAAGCACUUGAGCUACUUCGAGCUGUACACCGACGACGCCUCGACCUGGGCUGUUGGAAAGCUCAAUGAGGCCGCCCCUCUGUGUGCCGCUCCUACCCCUACGCCCAGCGCUUCUUCCACUGCCGGUCGCCUCGUCUGCCGCUGCCUCAUCUGUCGUCGCUUCGUCUGUUGGCGUUGCUUCGGUUGGCGUCGCUUCUGUUGCCGCUGCUUCGUCUGCCGCUGUUGCGUCGUCAAGCGCUGCUGCUCCCUCCAGCAACGCCACUCUUCCCUCUUACCCUACUUCUCCUGUUCACCCUGCUCCCUUCCCUGUCCCCCAGUCAUACGAGAUUGGCUGCAUGGCCAUCCCGACGAUUGAGUAUGUCUACGUUUAAAUAAGAGUGAGAAGGACGGAAGAUGUAGUAGAGUGGAAGUAGUGAUAGUAGUAGACGGGUGUGGAUCGAUUAUAGAACUAUGAAAAAGAAUGACCGUCGUGGUCGACGUAUGCGAGAA
This is a messenger RNA of Parastagonospora nodorum SN15, 1177 nucleotides long. RefSeq lists its product as hypothetical. Lineage: Eukaryota; Fungi; Ascomycota; Dothideomycetes; Pleosporales; Phaeosphaeriaceae. The transcript has 2 exons. Gene Ontology annotation, molecular function: hydrolase activity. The record is from RefSeq and is a predicted model, not a curated record. Bases 51 to 1043 code for a protein of 330 amino acids.